This is a messenger RNA of Monascus purpureus, 1554 nucleotides long. Lineage: Eukaryota; Fungi; Ascomycota; Eurotiomycetes; Eurotiales; Aspergillaceae. The record is from the annotation of a GenBank genome assembly.
AUGACUCUCUUCAAAAACUACCGUGUUUACAUCCUGACAACGGUAGCCUACCUUGGCUCCUUGCUGUUUGGCUACGAUACUGGAGUGAUGGGUAGUGUUCUUGCACUGGACAGUUUCAAGAAAGAUUUCAUGCUCCCCAUGGGAUCGUCUGGGUUUGCCUCGUCGAAAAACGCACAGGUGUCCUCAAAUGUAGUGUCACUUCUCACAGCAGGUUGCUUCUUUGGAGCCAUUUUCGCCGCAGCCAUCAAUGAUCGGAUUGGGCGUCGGUAUACCCUAAUGCUCUUCUCGGUGGUCUUCCUGAUUGGUGCCGCUAUCCAGGUCGGCGCCCAUCAUGCAAUCGGCAUGAUAUACGGCGGUCGCGUCGUUGCUGGAUUGGGAAUUGGAGGGAUGUCCAGCGUGACGCCGGUCUUCGUCAGUGAAAACUGCCCACCUGAGACCCGCGGUCGGAUUACUGGGUUGUUCCAAGAGUUCCUGGUUAUAGGGAGUACUUUUGCCUAUUGGCUGGACUAUGGUGUCUCUUUGCAUAUCCCCGAGAGCACGAAACAGUGGCGCGUUCCAGUGGCUAUACAGCUCAUCCCGGGAGGUCUCAUGUUUAUCGGCCUCUUCUUUCUCAGGGAGUCUCCCCGCUGGCUUAUGAAACAGGAUCGACAAGAUGAGGCGCUGGAGUCUCUGGCAUAUAUACGAAAUGAACCCAUCACAAGUGAGUUAGUGCGGAGAGAAAUGGCCGAGAUCAGAGCUUCUCUCGAAGAGGAAUCGGCUGCUACACAGGGUGUCACAUGGAAAGAAUGUCUCCAGAAGUCCAACCGUCGUCGGAUCCUUUUCGCCUUCAUGCUCAUGCUUUGCCAGCAGUUCACGGGCACGAAUAGCAUAGGGUACUAUGCACCCGAGAUUUUCCAAACCGUCGGCCUUAGCAAGACCAAUUCAUCUCUUUUUGCCACAGGCAUAUAUGGUACAGUAAAAGUAGUUGCAACUGGUUUAUUCCUGAUUAUCGGUAUAGACCGAUGGGGAAGAAAGAACAGCUUGAUCGGUGGGGGCGUAUGGAUGGCCAGCAUGAUGUUCAUCAUUGGUGCUGUCCUGGCCACGAAUCCUCCUGAUACGAACAGCUCCCAAGUCUCUCAUGCCUCCAUUGCCAUGGUUUGUAUGAUCUAUUUCUAUGUGAUCGGAUACAGCGCUUCAUGGGGUCCUACCCCUUGGGUGUACCUGAGCGAAAUGUUCCCCACUCGUCUGAGAGCGUAUGGAGUUGGUCUCGGAUCAUCGACGCAGUGGCUCUUCAACUUUGUUGUGACCGAGUUCACACCCCAUGCUGUCAAUAACAUUGGGUGGCGGACCUUUCUCAUGUUUGGUAUUUUCUGUAUGGUGAUGAGCAUCUUUGUACUCCUGUUUAUGAAGGAAACCAAGGGCCGGACACUGGAGGAGAUAGAUGUUCUAUUCGGCGCGGUCGACGAGGAACAGAGGCGUGCUGAUGUGGAGCACGCCUUGCACAAGGGGCUGGGGACGGAUGCGGAGACCAAGGAGGGUGCAUGUGUAGCUCAUGAUGAACGGGCCAUGGCGUGA